This is a messenger RNA of Trichobilharzia regenti, 219 nucleotides long. The record is from the annotation of a GenBank genome assembly. Lineage: Eukaryota; Metazoa; Platyhelminthes; Trematoda; Strigeidida; Schistosomatidae.
AUGAAUGAAAUUCCGUCGUUUUGCUAUUCCGAUAAUGAGAACACAAAACAUAUUGAACAUUGCUUUCUCAACAAGUGUGGAAAUCUCUUUCUACCGGUUUUCUUAGUGUACUAUAUUAAUGUAGCACGAGAAUUAAAGCCAAAACUUGAGACGACUACCAGUGCAACAAGUGUAAUUAAACUUGCCGACGGAAAACAAAUAACAUGCCGCAAUGAUUAG